GGACAACUCCAUAAUGACAAGGUGCUUAAUCAAGUCCACGGUAUGGAUGAAACACAGCAACCAGCAAGUGGCUUUCAUCAUGCAAACGACGAAGUUACGACUGCUACAGCGGAGCAGCAUGCAAAUGCAACGUGGCAGGAGAACCACCAGGCACAAGUAGCUUCGGAACAAACGCAAGUCGGACCACAGGCGAGCGAACAACAAGGGACCACAGUGGACACCACGACCACAGGAACUGCCACCGCCAUUGAGCAGACUAAGGCGCAAAAAGGUGCUAUUGAGGUAAACGGAAAAGUUCUUGGCACAGAAGCCGGACAGCAUCGUCCGCCCGCAGCAGUGCCAAGCGAGCGAGAAAAUGCGCAAUCUCAGCGACUAGUGACGGGAGCAGGACCAGCGUCUUCGUCAUCUACACCUGCGACUCAGUCCUUUCGCACCGCCAGAGCAGCGAACGACG
Messenger RNA from Amoebophrya sp. A25, 454 nucleotides. The record is from the annotation of a GenBank genome assembly. NCBI's taxonomy places the organism in Eukaryota, Dinophyceae, Syndiniales, Amoebophryaceae.